Molecule: messenger RNA, 630 nt
Organism: Spinacia oleracea (spinach)
Lineage: Eukaryota; Viridiplantae; Streptophyta; Magnoliopsida; Caryophyllales; Amaranthaceae
Product: protein FAR1-RELATED SEQUENCE 9-like
Exons: 2
Coding region: 1-630 (209 amino acids)
Molecular function (GO): zinc ion binding
Source: RefSeq, a predicted model, not a curated record
AUGAAACUUGUUCUUUUAAUCUGUCUAUUGGCUAAUUACAAUUGCGCUAAACAUUCAUGGAUAAUAAGAUUAUAUAGUUUGAAGGAGAAAUGGUGUCCUACAUAUAACAAAGAUUGGUUUUCUGGGAGUGUUUUGUCUUCUCAAAGGAGUGAGACUACAAAUCAUUCUAUUUCUAGGAGGUUGCAUAAAACCAAUGGUUUAUGUGAUUUUUAUAAGUGUUUUUUGGAUGUUAUUGACGAGUGGAGAAGUAAGGAGAACAAAGGAUAUUAUAAUUCUUCUACUGGUAAUAAAUAUUAUGCAUGUUCGGAUAACAUGUUAUGUAUGCAUGCCCGGGAUGUGUACACCAUAGCAAUGUAUUUGAUAUUUGAGCAACGAUUCAUCAAAGCUGUUGGUUUGAGGAGUGAACGGAUUCGUUUUGAGUAUCCAGUUUCUGAGUAUAUUGUUGGUCAUCCUAAAAAGGAUUUCAUUAGACACAAUGUCAGAUUUAAUGAGUUAGACAUGGUUGUUGAUUGUACUUGCAAGUCUUUUGGAGAAAUAGGCAUUCUUUGUUCUCAUAUCCUUCGAGUUUUUAUUGUCCAUAAUGUUGAAAGGUUUCCCAUUCGAUACAUUAUGAAGAGAUGGACCAAAUAG